This is a messenger RNA of Colletotrichum acutatum, 2279 nucleotides long. RefSeq names its product kinase-like domain-containing protein. The coding region runs from base 276 to 1994 and encodes 572 amino acids. Gene Ontology annotation, biological process: peptidyl-threonine phosphorylation; peptidyl-serine phosphorylation. The transcript is spliced from 3 exons. NCBI's taxonomy places the organism in Eukaryota, Fungi, Ascomycota, Sordariomycetes, Glomerellales, Glomerellaceae. Gene Ontology annotation, molecular function: protein serine/threonine kinase activity; ATP binding. The record is from RefSeq and is a predicted model, not a curated record.
GGAGGACGAUGUAAAGAGACGACGUACUGUAGAGUAGGUAGCCUUGGCUCACGGCCCUCCACGCCAUAUACCCUUCGGGAGGUCUGCGGUAAGGGCUCUAGCCCGGCCGCCACGGCGUUAAAUACAACAACAACAACAACAACAACAACGGUGUAUUAUCCACUGUUGUGCUUCAUGCGGAUGUCCCUGCCUGUUACGGGUUAAGAAGCAAUCUUUCUGCACUUAUCGGAUUUCCAAGUCAUUCCAGGCCGCUAAGAAAUACCUUACAGAUUUCUAUGACGAGUCUGGGUCUCGAAAACCGAGCUGGCCUAAUGUCACAGCCAGUUGACGUCGGUGUCGCUAGGGACGAUGUCGCCUGCAUCCUCUUACGUGCUUCACGCCAAGAUCUAAACGACAAACGCAAUCGGUUCGUUCCACGAGGCAAAAUAGUUUCCCAAUUCGACCAUGAGAAGGUAUCAGGCUUGUUAGGCACAUUUAUUCCUUCCGAUAAGACUAAAGUUGCCGAUAUUGCAAGUUUCAUUAGUCCCAACAAGCACAAAAAAUGUCGUUGUGACGACGCUUUGUGUACGGGACUGAGAAUCAUAUUCGCGACAUUAUUCCUACUUGGGAAACAGGAAUUGAUAUUGAAUAUUUACCAAUCUUCGGUUCAUAUUUGCGACGGAGCAUGGCCAUGCAGCGAUCCGACGUUGCCAACUUACUUUUCUCGUGCUGCUGAGGCCCUUCGGGAAGUCCUGCAAGCCCUAGACGCGCAUAAUGAGGAGCUAUUCCACCAGCUGCAAUGGCAUAUGAGGUCUCCGUAUUUCAGUAAAUCGGAUACAAGCUCUAACAAGCAGCCUUACCACCUAUUGCAUGAUGAAGUCACGUUGCCGUGGUCGGAGCUCAACAUGCAGGGGGCAAUACUUGACGGCCAAGUCUCGUUUGUGCAAAGAAUCAAGAUUCACCGAGAUCAUCACGACUUCUCAGAUCAAGCGGAAAUACUUGUAGAGCAUUUUGCUUUAAAGAUCACCGACAAGGAGCACACGACCAAGGCUGCGGAGACUUCUUUCAUGGAUGAGAUUGCUGCCAACCAAAGAACAACCCAUCCCCGUAUAACUCCACUGCUUUCUGCCUUCAAACACCGAAAGAGAUAUUAUCUCCUAUUCCCUUGGGCUGACGGCGACAGUCUCUAUGACCUAUGGAGAAAGCACGACUUACAUCAUGAAUCUAUUGAGCGUUGUCCGUCUUGGUACUCAGUUCGAUGGAUGAUAGACCAAUGCUACUACAUAGCCGACGCCUUAGCCACGGUUCAUGGCUAUGAUUCCCGUGAAGGGGGGCACUCUUCCGAAGCCCAACUUCAUCUCGACAUCAAGCCGGAGAAUGUUGUCUGCUUCCGAAAGUCCGAAAAUGGCAAAGUCUCGUACGAUUUAAAGCUAACGGACUUUGGUCUAUCUAAACCUUUCAAUAGGAAUUCUUCAACACGUCCGACGCAAAAGGCGGAGACAAAGACAUACCGGCCGCCUGAAAGAGAUCUCGAGAGAUACGCGGUGGAUGAGUCGUUCGAUAUAUGGUGCUUGGGAUGCUUAUUUCUCGAUUUCAUCACCUGGGCGGUAGAAGGGUGGAGCGGGGUCGAGAGCUUCAGCGAAAAACGCCUCCAGGAGACAGAUGAGAUCGAUGUCGACCUGGAGUUCCCUCCGGUACUGGAAGAUACUUUCUUUAAGAAGAGGGUGCAACGAGGGACAUGGUGGUGGCCAAGAAGAGUUCCCCGGACCAUUGUUGCAGAUUUAAAGCCCUCAGUUAUUUCGCAAUUCCAACAUCUCCGCGCCCAUGCACGAUGCACAGAGGAUUUGGAGAGAUUUCUAAGUCUCGUCCAGUCGAGAAUGCUGCUCAUCGACGAUAGUGCACGGGCGACGUCGAAUGAGGUUCGAGAUGUCCUGCAAGUGUGGAAGCAGAGCUUCGAAGAGCAGAGAGUCCAGACUCGAAGCCUCCACCCGACUGGCACGUUCAUGGACGAAUGAAUCAAGGUUUUCGUUGGUGGUUCCGGAAAGCCUGCAGCUGCAAUGUGUAGGACCGGAUGUUACAGCACCUCAACCUUGGAUAUGCGAGAUACGGCAGAGACGUGGCACUCAAGGAUUGGGAAUCCCCGCUUCACUUUUGCACACGGCAAGUCUGAGGAGGCAGUGGAAUGCACUGCAUGCUCGUAUUGUUUGGAGUUGGUGAAAGAUUGCACUUAUUAUCAGCGGGCUUUGUUGCCGUGGAUUUGGAAAUAAUUAUUCACAUGUAUUUCAUUCCCAUGAACGUCU